CGAUUAUGUUUUCCAUCAAAUUUUAUCAUUUUUAUUAUAAUUUCGCAUUUUAAGAUUGAACAGAGAAAGUUAUCGAAAUAAUAAUCCAAACAAUAAAUAUUUAAUACGUCAGGUUGGAGUGUCGGGCAAUCCUGUGACGUAUAUCGGCUAAAGCGUAGUGAUGGGGCACGCGCAAUAGUCGUAAACCUUCGUGAGUCCGAUCCCCUCCUCAGUCUUUUCGGGUGCUCCAUGUUCCCCGUUUCACAGUGCGGAGUGGAGAACUGCACAAAACGCAAUGUAUCUCCGCCAUUGUUACCGAGUAGAACUACGCAAAGUUCUAUCGAAAUACAUUCGGUUUUAUCGUUAUAAACCGACUUUAAAUGCAGAAUAACGUCACCGAAUUAACGCAGAAACUACUACGAGCACUGGAUAGCAAUUAUAAUGUCAUCGAUAUGCCAGCCGUCAUCGAAAUUAUAUCCUUAUUGGAAAAAGUUGCUAUUACCAAAGAACUGCUGGAGACCACCCGAGUAGGCAAGCAUGUUAACGAGCUUCGUCGUAACACUUCAAACGAGUCUCUAGCCAAGAGGGCCAAGGAACUAGUAAAGAAAUGGCGCAGCAUGGUGAUACCGGGCUCGAAUGGCCAAAUAAAAUCAAAUUUAUCGUCUCCAGGAGAACUUAGCGCUUCAGAAGACUUACAAAAUAAGAAACGAGUGGCCAAAGAAGCCAUCGAAAACGCCAUCAUCAAACGGCCAAAGGUAAAUGGUCAAGUGAGCGAGUUGGAUUUCUCAGACAAUUCCAAUUCGAGCUUCAAAGAUGUGAUAAACUCUAGUAACUCGUCUACGUCAACUACUAAUAAGAUAUUUUCAAAACGUGACGCGAUCAACGCGAAUUCAGAUUCGAAUUCGAGUCUUCCGGACGCGAAACAAGACCCUCUCCUUGAACAGCAGCAGCCAAAGAAACGAGGCCGUAAAAAAGGUUCCAAAAACCACAAGAACCUCCUCGACGAAGCUGAAACGUCUUUUUCGAAUAAACUCAAUGUUUCUAGAGGUAACGCAAAAGUAAAAACCACGAAGGAACUUUUAGCGGACCUACAGAUCAAGAGUGGAAAUGCUGUUCUUCCUGCCUGUAAACCAAUCGAGGAUCUCAACGAACGUGCAGCCAAGCUCACUGAAAGGGUAUCGAUCAUUGAUCAGAAACUUAACGCAACCUCGAACCGUUACAAAAAUUCGCAAAAGAAACUCAGCUACGGACAAAAGAACAGUUCUUCUGAACGCGUGAUAGAGUCUGGAUCAUUUAGCAAUGUAAAAAGCACAUCAUCAGAAAAGCCGCUUCCCCAUUCUCCUAACUCCUCCGCAUCUGACGAUGAAAUAAUUGUCGUAGAUGACGAGGAAAAAAACUCAAAAUCGGAAUAUGCAGAAGUUCCUGUAGUAGAAGAUGUGCCUAAGUCUUUAUCUGAGGAAGAGGCUUUGGCACAGCUGCCACCUAUCGACAAAUCAGUCUUGGAGGAGUUUGAGGAACAUCUAUGUUAUUGCCAGCUGGUGGAAAAUAAAACGGACUUUUCUGUGGAGGAAGAUGAUGCCGACGUGAACCUACAGCACACGUAUGAAUUCGUGGAGAAUUCAAAUUGUCCAGCAAGAACGUACCUAGAAGAAAAAUAUCACUUAGGAGAAGCAUGUUUAGAGGACAAGGUGACGCUCUUACAUACGACGAACAUGCCGAAUGUGAAUGGCAAUUAUAGCAUAGGCGGUUCAAAAACAGAAUCAGAAAUGCUCGAAAAUGAACUUUAUGUGAACGUAGUGCCUAGUGUAAAUAAGGAGAGUAUACCAAAAGUGUUUAAUUCCGAAGACUUUAGGGAACCCGCGAGCGAAAACUAUAAAAAAUACAGUAUUUCGAAAGAAGAUGAGAAGAGUGAUACAUGUGAAGUAGAAACAUUAGAAAAGAGCGGUGAUGACGAGAGACCGAAUUGUUGUGAAACGUUUAAAGAAUGGCACGAAGUAGUCGAAACUCGCUCGUAUAAUGGCGAAAUUUUAAAAAUUUUGCCUUAUGUAAUCAUAGAUUAAAACUAAAAAAUGGCUAGUCUCGUACGAUGUGUAGGUUGUUCCAUGUUAAUAUUGUGCUUGGAUACUGAGCCAUUCCAUAAAGAAUUUUUAACACGAAAGAAGUACGAAAUUUUGACCAAUUACAGAACUCUCUAGACUCGUAUUUUUUUUAUUAUAUUGUUGAUAAGAGUUCUAAGUUUUGCGAGGUAGUUUUUGAAAAUUCUUGGAUGGGCCGGGCUCCAAACAAUUUAAUCUUCGUUAUCUUAACAUGGAACAAUCCACCAAAGCACCCUGUAUGUCCUUCUCUGUCGAUUAUCAUUCAAUGUGCCCAUUUCAGAUGCCUUAGUACGUUGUGCAAUAAUUUCGUUUCAAAUAGAACGUCAAAAUUUUUAUCUGGGAAUUGAGAAAAAAGAAUCCGUUUAUUUUUUCAAAAGUUAUGAAAACAAAAACAUUAAAACCAUACAAAUGAUAUAUUAGGACUAUUGUAUUAUUAAAAUUAAUUUAUAUGUACCAAUUGUCGGUUUAUUUUCAUUUUUUUUACGUAUUCGUUAAAAUAAAUCCAAUUAAAUUUUGUAUUGUAACUAUUAAUUUAUUUGUUCUAUUUUAGUACGCAACACUCAAAGGCAUAAUCCUUUUAUAAAGAUGUAAGCAACGUUUCUACUAUUUAUUAAUUGGUGUCGAUAUCUACCAAAAUUAAUUGUGAUUUAUUUGUAUAUAAUCGUCUAUACUUUACCAUCUCCCACUGUACCUUAAAGCUAUACAUAUAAUAUAAAGUGCAUUAUAAGAACUUUUACAAAGAAUAAAAAAGUUUUGGUCCUCUAGCAGUUAAAGAAUG
Molecule: messenger RNA, 2853 nt
Organism: Agrilus planipennis (emerald ash borer)
Lineage: Eukaryota; Metazoa; Arthropoda; Insecta; Coleoptera; Buprestidae
Product: mediator of RNA polymerase II transcription subunit 26-like
Exons: 3
Coding region: 360-2039 (559 amino acids)
Biological process (GO): regulation of transcription by RNA polymerase II; positive regulation of gene expression
Cellular component (GO): nucleus; core mediator complex; mediator complex
Molecular function (GO): transcription coregulator activity
Source: RefSeq, a predicted model, not a curated record